This is a messenger RNA of Neolamprologus brichardi, 966 nucleotides long. The record is from RefSeq and is a predicted model, not a curated record. NCBI's taxonomy places the organism in Eukaryota, Metazoa, Chordata, Actinopteri, Cichliformes, Cichlidae.
AUGGAUCGAACUUUUGUCUUUGAACUGUUAUCUUUGCAGGUGCCCUUGAACCCAUCCUAUCAGGUAAAGGAAGUGGAGUUCACUAUACUAAAGGUCCAGUGUAAGGCAGUGGUAUGUCCAACCAGCUUUAAAACCCAGAGAUUUUGUGAGAUGCUGAGGGAGAUUUGCCCAGAGAUUGGCACAACACAAGGAGGCAAAUUUAAAAGCUCCAGGUUGCCAUACUUGGAAAUGGUGAUUGUGACCGACAGCAGACAGCCAGGGAUGCUCCACGUAGAUGAUGUGAUGCAAGCAGGGGAGAGUCGGCACCACAAAGAGCUGAUGGAUCUGCAGAGCAAGCUUUCCUUUGAUGACCCCAUCAACAUUCAGUUUACAUCAGGUACGACUGGGAACCCAAAAGGAGCUGUGCUUUCCCACCACAACAUUGUAAAUAAUGCCUACUUCCUGGGCCUCCGCGUCGGUUACGGAUGGAGACCUCGGGUGCGAGUGUGUGUGCCUGUUCCAUUCUACCACUGCUUCGGCUCCGUGCUUGGAGGAAUGAGCAUGGCAGUUCACGGCAUCACGCUAGUUUUUCCUUCCACAGCCUACAACAGCUGUGCCAAUUUAGAGGCCAUUCAAAGUGAAAAGUGCAAUUUUGUGUACGGUACCCCCACCAUGUUCACUGAUCUGCUAAGCCAAGAUUUACAAAAAUAUGAUUUGUCUUCAGUUGAAGCUGGGGUCAUGGGAGGUUCUCCGUGCGUGGUUGGAGUGAAAGAUUGGCGGCUGGGCGAGCAAGUUUGUGCUUGCAUCAAGCUGAAGGAGGGUCAGAGUUCCAGUGCAGAAGAGAUAAGAGCUUUCUGCAAAGGCCAGAUUUCUCACUUCAAGAUCCCACACUAUGUGUUAUUUGUGGACAGCUACCCUCUCACGGUCUCUGGAAAGAUCAAGAAGAACAUAUUAAAGGAAACAAUGGAGAAGAAGUUGGGCCUUUAA